GCCCGACCGGAGUUGCGCCGCAGCUGCCUGGGGCGCGACGAGGAAGUGCAGGCCUCUGCUCCUAGGGGCCCUCGGAUGGCGCUGCGAAGAACGAUCGCGGCGAAGCCCGCAGCCACAGCCCGCCGCACCUGCCGAGGCCCCGAGCGGCCCCGGCUAAAGUCCCUGCAGAUGCUUGCUCUGUCAAGGCGCCGCCUAGAGUCUCCUUCACUCAGAGUGACAUCAUUCAGACGCUGCUACAGAGGUGACAGCCCGACGGAUUCCCAGAAGGACAUGAUUGAAAUCCCUUUGCCUCCGUGGCGGGAGCGAACUGAUGAAUCCUUAGAAACCAAAAGAGCCCGGCUGCUCUAUGAGAGUAGAAAGAGGGGAAUGCUGGAAAACUGCAUCCUACUUAGCCUCUUUGCUAAGGCACAUCUGCACCACAUGACAGAGAAACAACUGAACCUCUACGAUCGCCUGAUUAAUGAACCCAGUAAUGACUGGGAUAUUUACUACUGGGCUACAGAAGCAAAACCAGCCCCAGAAAUAUUUGAAAACGAAGUCAUGGUCCUGCUGAGAGACUUUGCUAAGAACAAAAACAGAGAGCAGCGACUGCGGGCCCCAGAUCUCGAAUACCUCUUUGAAAAGCCACAUUGAGCUGAGCGCCACUGCCUGCCCGGCCUCGGUCCGCGGAUGCUCACUGCUUAUGAUGGUUAUUGGCCUUGAUGUCCUGCUUCUCCUUAGACGCUCAGCCCACCCAGACCGUUGGUCCUGCCUCCAAUGAUGGACCCGCCUCUCUCCUGAGGACAUGUAAAUGUUCAGUGUAUCUCAUCCUAAGACCUUGUGCUUCCGUUCUAAGCCUCAAAGCGAUUUGUCUAAGUUACGGGUGUUCGGCCCCGACUAUCUGUGACUCCACAGGAGGGCACUGUAGGGGAAGCGGUUGUGCCAGGCUCGUUGCUUCCGCCAUCAGUGAGCUGAGUGCAGGGGGGCAGCCAGCUCUUCGUGCUGUGUCGAAAGCUCCCCGGGUGACCCAGGGCUUUGUUCCGGUGAAAUUCCCCCUUCCAACCUGGGAUGGUUCUUUCUGCCAAGGGAAGCUGAUCCAACCCCCUGAGCGGAAUCCUUCAAAGGCCCAGCAGGCAGAGUGAGGUCAGCGGGCAGGAAUGGUGUGGGCGUGCUGCUUAAGAGUCGGCACCCUCAUCAGAUUUUCUCUGAAGUGCUCACUUCGUAAAUUGAACGAUAAUUGAAUAUUAAAGAGUAUUUUAAAAAGGAAAA
Molecule: messenger RNA, 1248 nt
Organism: Kogia breviceps (pygmy sperm whale)
Lineage: Eukaryota; Metazoa; Chordata; Mammalia; Artiodactyla; Physeteridae
Source: RefSeq, a predicted model, not a curated record